GCCAAUACAUCGAUACGACAAUGUUUGAAUAUGGUAAGCUAUUCUUAUUUCUCUACUUAUGCAGUUCCCUUCACCCAUCCACCGCACUUUACCUAGUUAGUUGCUGCUUUUUAUAUUCUACAGCUCCUAUACUUAAAACUGUGCGGAAGAACAAACUUCCACUCCAUGUCUUACACUUUACCAGCUUUUUAUAAGUGCUGCGUACUGUUUAAACAAUGGAGAUAUUAUAUGUUUUAAAGAAGAGUGUGUUUAUACUUAUACUCUUUUUUUUUCGUAUAGAAUUCGUAUCGUUGUGGCAAUAAGAAAGAAGUUGGUUUUUGACGACAAUACAGCAAC
Zychaea mexicana is the source of this 336-nucleotide messenger RNA. RefSeq lists its product as uncharacterized. The transcript has a single exon. The record is from RefSeq and is a predicted model, not a curated record. NCBI's taxonomy places the organism in Eukaryota, Fungi, Mucoromycota, Mucoromycetes, Mucorales, Lichtheimiaceae. Bases 21 to 194 code for a protein of 57 amino acids.